GAACUGCUGCCAUGUCCUACCAACCACUUAACUGCCUGACUGAAAAGGGGGACAGCCCCAAUGAAGCCACAGGGAAUGGACCCCCCAAUCUGCCUCACCCAAACCUGAACAUGUUUACUCCAGAGGAGCUGCUGCAGCAAAUGAAAGAACUCCUGACUGAGAACCAUCAGCUGAAAGAAGCCAUGAAGCUAAAUAACCAAGCAAUGAAAGGGCGAUUUCAGGAGCUCUCAGCCUGGACAGAGAAACAGAAGGAGGAACGCCAUUUUUUUGAGAUCCAGAGCAAAGAAGCCAAAGAGCGUCUAAUGGCUGUGAGUCAUGAAAAUGAAAAAUUAAAGGAAGAACUUGGAAAACUAAAAGGGAAAACAGAAAGGUCAUUAGAGGAACCCACUGGGGACCCCCAGGUCCCCGAGGCAGAAGCAGAACAGGAAAUGGGACAACUGAAGACCCAAGUGUCCCGACUUCAAGCUGAAAAGGCAGAUCUGCUGGGCAUUGUGUCUGAAUUACAACUCAAGCUGAGCUCCGGAGGCCCCUCCGAAGACUCCUUUGUUGAAAUAAGGAUGGCUGAUGGAGAAGCAGAUGUGGCAGUGAAAGAAAUCAAGAGGAGUCUUGGGCCCACGAGAAUUGACUCCAUUGACACGAGCAGAUCUGCAGAAGGUGCCAGGAGUUGUUUGGAAUCUGAGGAAUUAACUGUGCGCCAGCUCCUGCUUUGCCUGAGGGAAGGGACCCAGAAGGUGGAAAGGCUUGAAAAGGCACUGAAAGAAGCCAAAGGAAGAAUUUCAGAUUUUGAAAAGAAAGCCAAUGAUCGUUCGGAGAUGGAGACCCAAACAGAGGGGAACACAGAAAAAGAGGAAGAAGAGAAGAAAGACACAGAAACUGUUGGAAGUGAAGUGGAAGCCUUGAACCUUCAGGUGACAGCUCUGUUUAAGGAGCUUCAGGAGGCUCAUAUGAAACUCAGUGAAGCUGAGCUAAUGAAGAAGAGACUUCAAGAAAAAUGUCAGGCCCUUGAAAGGAAAAAUUCUGCAACCCCAUCAGAGCUGAAUGAAAAGCAAGAGCUUGUUUAUAAUAACAAAAAGUUAGAGCUACAAGUGGAAAGCAUGCGAUCAGAUAUCAAAAUGGAGCAAGCAAAAACAGAAGAGGAAAAGUCCAAAUUAGCCACUCUACAGUUGACACACAACAAACUUCUUCAAGAAUUCAGUAAUGCAUUGAAAACAGUUGAAGAAUUAAAACGGAAAGAGUCAGAAAAAGUGGAUAAGGUGGUGCUGCAGCAGCUAAAUGAAAAACUGGAACUGGCAGAGAAGGCGCUGGCUUCCAAGCAGCUUCAAAUGGAUGAGAUGAAGCAGACCAUCGCCAAGCAGGAGGAGGACCUGGAAACCAUGACAGUUCUUAGGGCGCAGAUGGAGGUUUACUGCUCGGACUUUCAUGCUGAAAGAGCAGCAAGAGAGAAGAUUCAUGAAGAAAAGGAGCAACUGGCAUUGCAGCUGGCAAUUUUGCUGAAAGACAAUAAUGUUUUUGAAGAUGGAGGCAGCAGGGAGUCCUUGAUGGAAAUGCAGAGCCGUCAUGGAGCCAGAACCAAUGACCCUGACCAACAGGACUACCUUGUUCAAAGAGGAGCUGAUGGUAGUAACUGGCAGCAACAGCAGCAGCAAAAUAGACAAGUUCAUUCUUGCCCCAAAUGUGGAGAAGUCCUGCCUGACAUAGAUACAUUACAAAUUCAUGUCAUGGACUGCAUCAUCUAAGUGUUGACAUUUCGCCUCCCCCAAACUGCUGGUAAAUGUCAGAUUUCUUUCCUCCAAGAGUUCUACUUUUGUGUUAUUUGUUUUCACUCAAAUAUUUUGGCUCAUUAUGUUUGUUUUAGGAGAAAGAAAACCAGUAUGUUCCAUAUAGGACAUAUUUUUGUGUGGAUUUCCAUAAAAUCGCAAAAUAGAAUUCUUAACAUACCAUUCUUCUGAUAAUAGAAUCAUUUCUUUAAAUGUUCAGUUUAGGUGAGCAUUGAACUAUUUGUUCAUGCAGUUAAUGAGGGUAUGACAUCAUGGGACAUAAUAAAUGUAAUUAUAUGGAAGAAGUAUUACUGGUAAACUUUACCUUUUAAAUAGGCAGGAAAAAUGAAGUGGUCACAGAUUUCUUCAAGAAAAAGAUCUCUGAAGUAUUUGUGAAAUAAAUUAUAUUAUUAUUUUUCUUCCUCCACUUAAGACAAACCUAUUUGGGUUAUGUAUAUAUGUGUAUGUUGUAGUUCUACUGCAGCCACAGUUGUACCAAAGUUAUAAUGUGGCUUUUUUCAUAUGAGCACUCUAAGCUUUUACUUGGCCAUCAGGACAAAGGGAAAAAUUUUGGCCUAGAUGAAGUGGAUACAUUAGGGUCACUGGAUUUGAUAUAACCACAGUGCAAAUAAGUCAUCUUUAUUCUUUCAUUGUGCUGCAGGUAUGUGGGCUUGUACAGUAGAAAGUUUAUUCAUUUCUAAAAAGAACCACUGUUUAUUCAUUCUCUUCCUAGAUUAGGCUAUAUAAUCACAACCAUAAAAAAGUUAUUGCAAAAUAAAAUUUUGCUUAUGACUCUUUCACAUUGUUCAUAUGUGAUUAGCUAAUUUCAUAGGAUGCAUUUUCUGGAUUCAGCUUCAUAUAAGCUUAUUGCUUGAUUCAGAUCUGUUCUGUUAAUUCUAUAAAUAUGAGCAAAUCCCUUUACUAGAGACCAGUAUGUGUUGUUUGAAUUAGAAAGUGUUCUAGCUAAGGAGGUGAAAACAUAGGGAUGUGCCAUAUUUUGUGAACCUACAGUUAUUAGCUAAUACUGGGCCUGCCAUAAAAGUAAACAAUAACCUAUGUAUCUAGAGCCUAUAACAUUUAACAGAAAAUGAAAAUAUCUCCUGUUUGGCUUUGUCAUAAGAAUCUCUCCUAGACAAACUUGAUUUAAUACACUCAUAUACACACACAUAUGGAAUCAAACAGGAAAUCAAAGAGAAAUGAAAUCAAAAUAGUUCAUUAUGCCUUCAUGCCAAGAGAACACACUGUACAAAUUCAAUAGCAAUUUAGAUUAAAAGAGUUUCCCACUUCAGCCCAGGGAGAAUGUUUGCUUAAAAACAUUUCUAAAAUUAAUUAUGAAAAUUUUACUUUUAAUUUCUUGCUUAAGGCUUCUAGUUUAAUUUUUCUCUACUACUUUAUACCAGAGAAAAUAGAUUUCUAUAUUAUCUUAAAUAGAAAAGCAAACCAAAUGGUUUUACAUUUAAGUUUUGGGGGAUAUUCUUUUACUUUGUUCAAGUAAAAAUAUUAAGUUGGUCACAACUCUGAGAUACCUAGAAAUCCUCCAAACACCUGGAGAUUAAAUAACACACUUGUAUGUAGUACAUGGGUUGAGAAAGUCUCAAGAGAAAUUUUAACAAAUAAAAUGAAAAUAUAACAUCAAUAUUUCGGGAAUGAAGCAAAAGCAAUGCUUAGCAGGAAACCUAUAGCAUUGAAUGCCUAUAUAGAAAAGAAGAAAGAUCUAAAAUCAAUAAUCUAAGCUUCCACUUUAAGUAACUAAAAAAAGAAUGUAAAUUAACCCCCCCAAACAGCAGAAGAAAAUAAAUAAUAAAAAUUAGGGCGGAAAUCAGUUAAAUUGAAACCAGGAAAUCAAUAGAGAAAAAUCAGUAAAACCAAAAACUGAUUCUUUGAAAUUUAUCUAUAAAAUUGGCAAAGCUCUAGCCAGGUUAACUAAAAUUUUAAGACACAAAUUACUAAUAUCACCAGCAGUGAAUAAUUGGAACUUGAAAUUAAAAAGCACAGUAACUUUUAUAUGAGCACCAAAACGUGAAAUAGGUAUAAAUAGAAUAAAAUAUGUACAAGAUCUGAUGAAAGAACUCAAAGAACUAAGUAAGUGGAAAGAUAUUCCACAUUCACGUAAAGAGAGACUCAGUAUUGAGAUGUCAAUUCUACCCACCCUGAUCUAUAGAUUCCACAUGAUCACAAUCAAAAUCUCAAUAAGUUAUUUUGUAGAUAUCAACAAACUGAUUAUAAAAUUUAUACAGAGGCAGAAGACCUUCAGAAUGGCCAACACAGUAUUGCAGGAGAAUAAAAUUGGAGGCUACUACCAGAGUUCAAGAAAUACUAUAAAGCUAUAAUAAUCAAGAUAGCAUGGUGCUGGUGAAAGAAUAGACAAAUAUAUCAAAGGAACAGAAUAGCAAGCCCAGAAAUAGACCCAGAGAGUUCACGGGUCUUUGACAGCGGAGAAAAAGCAAUUUUAUGGAGAAAGGAUAGUAUUUUUAACAAAUGGUGCUGGCACAACUGGACAUACAUGUGCAAAAGAAAAAAAAAAAACCUGAAUCUAUACACAGACCUUAAACCUUCUACAAAAACUAACUCAAGCCACAGACUGGGAAUAGAUCUUUAUAAAACAGAUAUCUGAUGGACUAGUAUCCAAAAUAUAAAGAACUCUCAAGACUCAACAGUAAUAAAACAACCCAAUUUUUUAAAUGGGAAAAAUAGGUACCUCACCAAAGAAAAUAUACAGAAGGCUAAUAAGCAUAUGAAAAGAUGCUCAAUAGUAUAUGUCAUUAGGGAAUUGCAAAUUAAAACGAGAUGCUACCACACACUUAUUAAAUGGCUAAAAUCCAAAACAACAACAACACCACAUGCUGGCAAGGAUAUGGAACAACAGGAACUCACACUUAUUGUUGGUGGAAAUGCAAAAUAGUACUUUGGAAGACAGCUUGGCAAUUUCUUAGGAAACCAGGCAUGCAAUCCUUGGCAUUUACCCAAUUGAAUUGAAAACUUAUUUCCACACAGAACCUGCACAUGAAUGUUUAUAAUAACUUUACUCAUAAUUGCCAAAACUUGAAAGCAACCAAGAUGCCUUUCAAUAGGUAAAAGAUAAACAAACUGUGAUACAUCCAGACAAUGGAAUAUUAUUCAGUGCUAAAAAGAAAUGAGCUAUGAAACCAUGGAAAGACAUAGUUUAAGGAGGAACCUUAAAUGCAUAUUGCUAAGUGAAAGAAGCCAAUCUGAAAAGGUUACAUACUGUAUGAUUCCAACUAUAUAACAUUCUGGAAAAGGCAAAACUAUAGAGACAGUAAAAGGAUUAGUGGUUUUCAAGAGUUGGGGGUUGGGAAGGAGGGGUGAAUAGGUAAGAGGACAAAGGAGUUUUAGGGCAGUUAAACGAUUCUGCAUGAAUGUAUAACAUAAAGAGAGCACCCUAAUGUAAACUAUGAACUUAGAUUAAUAAUAAUGUAUCAAUAUUGUAAUAAUGUACAAUUGUAAUAAAUGUCCCAUACUAAUGCAAGAUGUUAAUAAUGGAAAAUUAUGUGAAGGGGCUAUAUGAGAACUCUGUUCUUUCCACUCAAUUUUUCUGUAAUCCUUUCAUUGUUCUAAAAAAAAUAAAGUAUUAUUUUCUAAAAAAUAA
Molecule: messenger RNA, 5364 nt
Organism: Myotis lucifugus (little brown bat)
Lineage: Eukaryota; Metazoa; Chordata; Mammalia; Chiroptera; Vespertilionidae
Gene: OPTN
Product: optineurin
Exons: 13
Coding region: 12-1736 (574 amino acids)
Biological process (GO): protein localization to Golgi apparatus; regulation of canonical NF-kappaB signal transduction; Golgi ribbon formation
Cellular component (GO): cytoplasm; nucleus; Golgi apparatus
Molecular function (GO): K63-linked polyubiquitin modification-dependent protein binding
Source: RefSeq, a predicted model, not a curated record